This is a messenger RNA of Batrachochytrium dendrobatidis JAM81, 1736 nucleotides long. RefSeq lists its product as uncharacterized. Gene Ontology annotation, molecular function: monooxygenase activity; heme binding; iron ion binding. The record is from RefSeq and is a predicted model, not a curated record. NCBI's taxonomy places the organism in Eukaryota, Fungi, Chytridiomycota, Chytridiomycetes, Rhizophydiales. The transcript has 5 exons. The coding region runs from base 1 to 1638 and encodes 545 amino acids.
AUGGAUUCUCCAGAAUUCAAUGAAGCCAUUCGUAGGGCCCCAAAGGGUAUGUUUAAAGAAGAUGAGAACGGCAUUCAUGUUGGGUUUGAGGAUUUGUUUCGCAAAGAGCCCAAGCAAGCUGGUCCUGGAGAGAUGAUUGGGAUGCUCUACGACCUCGGCAAAUCGGACGAUAUCAAUGCUCAGAUUCUGUUCUGGGUGGUUCUUGUUAUUUUUGUUAUUCCCAUUGUCAUUGGUAUGGUCUUUGUCUUGUUUGGAUCGCACAGACAGAAACGAAAGCUUGUGCCUGCCAUCAGCUCAUGGAUUCCGUUUGGUGUGACACUAUGGUUUAGUAGAAACCCAUUGGAUUUUAUCAUGACUCAAGGCAAAAAAUACUCGAAAGGGUUCAGCAUUCCUCUGGGAUUUAGUGAAUUCACUGUGUUUGCUGGUGUCAAAGGUCAAAAGUUAAUUUCAGCUUUUGAAGAUGACAAAAUGUCGUUUGCUCAGGGAUUCAAGCUACAGUUUGAAAAGACUCUUGUGUCGGGUCGUCUUAAGAUUGUCCAGGAUCAAUAUCUUCAGUCUGUGUUGACAAAACCCCGUUUUACUGACCAGAUUCACAGCUAUCUUCCCGAAAUGCUGCGUGCUCGUUUGGACCAUAUCAAGAAUGAGGAAUCUGUCGAUCUAUUCAAAUUUUCGUCUGAUAUUGCUUUACGGCUUCUGACUCGUCUUGCUAUUGGCCAAAAACUACUGGAUGAAAACGAUGAUGAUAUCAUCCCACUUAUGCAAACAACUGAAAAAACACUAAUGAGUCCUGGCACUUUGUUUUUCCGAUCAUUUUCAUUUGGUACCAGUGCUUCCAAAACGCUGUUCCAAGAUUUGCGCAUUAUUAUUCAAGAGGAAAUAGAAUUUCGCAAAGAAAACCCCAGUGAUGAAUCUUACUACGAUAUCAUUUCUAUCCUGACCAAAGCUGCUCCUCAACUUUCGGUCGAUGGUAUCGUGUCGCACAUUAAUUUGUUUAUUUUUGCCAAUCACUCUGAUAUUUCUGGAACCAUUGCAUGGACUCUAUACCAUCUAAUCCAGGAUCGCACUCUCCAAACUCGGGUUUUAACAGAGUAUGCUCAAGCCGUGAGUGUGUCGGAUACUGUCAAGGAUAAUGUUUCUACCCAGCCUUGUUUGACAAGUAUUAUCAAGGAGGUUGGCCGUUUGUAUGCUCCUCUGUUUUUAAUUCGUGGAUCAUUCAAGAAACAGCCUAUUGGAAAUUACGACAUUUACUUUUGUGAUAUUGUUGCAACUUCCCCAGCAAUGAUUGCAUUAAACGAAAAGAUCUAUGAAUCACCCAAGACAUUUGAUGCAAGCCGAUUUCUUGACCAACAGAAAAUCCAGGUUCUGACCCAGCAACAAAAGCUGCUGCAAUUCAACAACGCGCAGCAUGCUUGGUUCGAUCAUGUUAUUGCAGAAACCAUGAUCAAACGUACUAUCAUUCCAACUAUCCUGGAAACGUAUCAUAUUGAACUUGUGGAUAAAAAAUUUACUCCUCGUCCAAGCUAUCUCGAGUCGUUUUCUACCCCCUUUUCUGAUUUACCACUAUGUGUUAAAUUCUCAAACAAAGCAUGUAUGAUGGAUAAUGUAUCUAAACAGUCGAAUGCUAAAAAAUCAAAAUAGCGGUUAAACUUGGGUUUCUUUACGCCAUGCUAAAACGCAGAUUAAAUUGUCAAGUAGAAUUGAAAUAAAUGGCUCAACUGUUUGCUGUUUUUACAAUC